Molecule: messenger RNA, 630 nt
Organism: Penicillium daleae
Lineage: Eukaryota; Fungi; Ascomycota; Eurotiomycetes; Eurotiales; Aspergillaceae
Exons: 2
Coding region: 1-630 (209 amino acids)
Source: RefSeq, a predicted model, not a curated record
AUGAAGUUCACCAAGAUACAACGUAUCGAAUUCCUUCUUGAAGAGAUCCAGGAGAUCGUUCAGUCAAUGAAAGCGGAGAAGGGCGACUAUGUACCGCAUCGGCAUACAACACCCGAGGCCAUCCGAACGUCGAACAUGAUCCCCCUGUCAGAGGCUAGUAGCGGGACUUACAGUGGAGCCCAACAAAGCACUGGUACGAACAGCCAGGCAGGAAGCAGCGUUAUAGCAGAGAAAGACAUUCGCGAACUCUGUGUCCGGUGUUUUAAUACAUGGGAAGCGAGUAUUAAAGCCGGUCAAUUUGAUAUCCCGGACUGUGAAUGGGAUGAAGGCCGAAAUCUGAAAAAAUGCCGGUACUGCUCUAGCCGUAGAAGCGAAUGUGUCAAGAUCCCUACGUCUCUACGUAAAGGGGUUAUUCGUCGAAAGGCUGAACUACACCGGGAAACAUUAGACGGCGAUAUUGAAGAGAUUAGACGGAACCAGAAGAGGUUCACCGAGAUAUACUUUACUACGCAUGGUAAAGUUAAGGGAACGCUCUCAAGUGAGGAGCGGCAACGACGACGACAGCGAGCCGCAUUGCAACGUGAGGAACAGAGGAAGAAGGACAUCCGAAGGCAUUCCGAAUGUAUAUAA